Molecule: messenger RNA, 1017 nt
Organism: Cryptococcus amylolentus CBS 6039
Lineage: Eukaryota; Fungi; Basidiomycota; Tremellomycetes; Tremellales; Cryptococcaceae
Exons: 2
Coding region: 1-1017 (338 amino acids)
Source: RefSeq, a predicted model, not a curated record
AUGCCCGUCGCAAAGAAGAAGGGCGCCGUCUUUGGCAUCUACGCAGACUCCCCCGCCAAAGACCCCCACCCACAGCCCACCCGCUCUUCUCCCAGGCGGCCUGCCAACACGGCUCGCAAAGCCCUCGCUUCCAAGCCUGUCGCUCCAACAGCAGCCGCGUCCUCCAAAUCACUUGCUUCUGCCACCUCCCUCAAGGGCAAGUCCCUGCUCGACACUUCUUCCUCCAAACCCAAGUCGACAAAAUCCUCUCUCCAGAUCUUUUCUGAUCCGGAGCCAUCAAAACCGAAAAGUGCUAGUGGUGUGACCGGCGUGACCAAACGCCGCAAUGCCCCGACGCCGUUGGCGCCCACACAAUCUCUGCCGCUGCCCCUAGGCGGCUCGAAGGCCACCAAACGUACUCGAGACCUGCUGUCGCCGCUGCCCAUCUUUGACGAUAACAGCAACACUCAAAGAGAAACUGCGCGGCGGCCAGCGCUGCGAUCAAAGGAUACGGGCCUUUCACCGGCCAAGCGGGGCAGAACAGCUCUCUCUGCUGCCGAGUCGUCUCCGGCUAUACUCUCUUCCUCCAGAGCCCCAUCCGCGUCCGUCGCGCCCAGUUCUUCGCGCCGCAAGGCACCGCUCAUCUCGGACCAAGAGAACGCUCCCCCACCUCGCGUGUUUGGCGAGCUUGAAGGCUCUCCUGCGACCCGUACGCGCUCAAAGACUCGAGGGUUCGACUUUUCCAUCACGCUGUCUCCCCUCACUUUCAGGGACAGUCCUCAGCAUCGAAGGCGCUCCGAGGUUGAGCGUUUGAUGGGGGAUAUGCCAGGGCUGCGCGGGGCGGUGGAUCCGGGGCUGAGAGAUGUCAGUGAGGUGACUGAGCACGGCAGUCCGAAGAGCGGGAAAACUGAAGUGACAAAGACGCCAAGGGUUUUGGGGGAACCCGUGGAUGCGGAUGGAGCGUUGGCAGAUGUGAGCGAGGCGUAUGGGGCUAGCGGAAGCGCGCCAAUGGGGUUCUCGAGUCAGGGCGACGAAUAA